AUGAAGAGUUUUUUCCUAGUUGUGAAUAUCGUUGCUUUAGCCGUGCCAUUUUUGGGCGCAGAGGUGCAAAACCAGGAACAACCAACUUGCCGCAAGAAUGAUGAAAGCCUGUUCAAUCAGAAAAUUGCCAAGUAUAUCCCAUUUCAUUAUGUGCUGAAUAACUAUCCUCGCUACGAGCCUACUUACUACCCACACAUACCAGUUGUACCAAUUAAUCAUCAAUAUGUGCCUUAUCCAUUUUAUGCAAAACCAGUUGCAGUUAGGCCUCAUGCCCAAAUUCCUCAAUGGCAAGUACUGCCAAAUGCCUUCCCCCCCACCGUGGUACGUCCCCCACACCUACAUCCAUCACUUAAUACCAUUACCCCAAAGAAGAUUCAGGCUAAGACAGGCAUCCCUACCAUCAAUACUAUUGCUUCUGUGGAGCCUACAUUUAUUCCUACCACUGAACCAACAGUGAACACUGUAGUCACUUCAGAUGCUUCCUCAGAAUUCACCAUCACAAGCACACCUGAGACUACCACAAUUCCAGUUACCUCACCUACGGUCUAAAAACUCUGAGGAAACA
Molecule: messenger RNA, 565 nt
Organism: Mustela lutreola (European mink)
Lineage: Eukaryota; Metazoa; Chordata; Mammalia; Carnivora; Mustelidae
Gene: CSN3
Product: casein kappa
Exons: 3
Coding region: 1-549 (182 amino acids)
Biological process (GO): protein stabilization; lactation
Cellular component (GO): extracellular region
Source: RefSeq, a predicted model, not a curated record